This is a messenger RNA of Helobdella robusta, 714 nucleotides long. RefSeq lists its product as hypothetical. The coding region runs from base 1 to 714 and encodes 237 amino acids. The transcript has 3 exons. NCBI's taxonomy places the organism in Eukaryota, Metazoa, Annelida, Clitellata, Rhynchobdellida, Glossiphoniidae. The record is from RefSeq and is a predicted model, not a curated record.
AUGGCGCUUGCGCAGGAUCUUUCGUCUGACCUAGCACGAUCGCGUCACCAACGUGAUGUCAAAGUGGAAAAGAAAACUGUGCCUGAAAGUGCAAAACUGUCGUCAGAUAAGAUCAUGGACAUGUGGAACAAGGCUAGGAUACCAACAACUUACCAUACUCAUGUUGUAGAAAAAGUAAAAUCGGUAGUUGAUGACUACAAACUAAUAAAAAGAACAAAAACAGACAAAGUGAAACACAACGAGCACGAGAAAAAGAAUUUGAAAAAAGGAGCACAGGCUAUCAGUGAAGUAGAAGACAGUCUGUUAAGCAGUGCCAGCCAAAAACCACAAACUGUGCAGGAUAUGUUGUCCUUGCCAAAUGUUGCUUCAGCACUGGGUAGAAUAAACCUGUCAGAUAAAAAGUUCCCAGUAUUAACAGCAGCCAUUGCACAAGCUUGUGGGCAAGGCAUCAAGUAUACAUUUCUGUCACGUUCCACAGUUCAACGUAAACGACAGCAACAUCGAUCAACUAUUGACAGCAGUAUUUGCCAACAAUUUCAGGAUCGUGACAGAAACCCCUUUCUGAUUCACUGGGAUGGGAAGAUCAUGAAUUAUGUGACAAACACUGUUGAUCCGCACUUCAGAACUGAUAGACUGGCUGUUGUUGUGACUGGCUGUUAUGUGGAGAAAAUUUCAUCAAGCACGGGACAAGCACAGACCAAUGCAACUUUCUAA